AUGGCGUCCAGAAUAUCGUCACAUCUACCGUCCAAUCCACUGGGUGAGCCUUAUAAUAGCCCGUCGUCUAUCAGUGUUGCUGAUAGCGCGAGCGGAGAUGGUCAUAGCGAGAUUACUCACGGCAGUAACGGACUUGGUGCUGGAGCUGCUGGCGGUCCCUACGGUGGAUCCAGUGGACCUGUAGCGUCAUCAGUUACGACUGAUGCGGCAUCUGGAGCUGACGUUUCGAUUGUUCCAGGUGAAAGUAUUGAAGGACGAGGCCUGACUAUGAGCCGGAGCAGCAGCAAUUACAGCCUGAACGGACGAGACGACUUUAAUGGCGACGACGACGAAGAUGAUGAUUAUGAAAACCAGCAACGAAACCAAAACGAACAUCAACUGAAAAACCAAAACCAGACGGAAAUUCACAACCAAAAUGAAAGCCAAAGGGAAAACGAGUCCCAAGGCUACAAUAAUUACAAUAACGAGAACGACGACCCGUCGACACGGAUCCAUCGGGGCAGAUCAGAUGUCAAGUCCGAACAUGGACCCGAAUCUGCCCCUGGCUAUUUACCUCCAAAUGAGCCAACCACCAAUACCCACGAACCUCUCGACCCGAAAAUCCCGUCUCCCCCAGCACAUGCCAGCGAAGCUGGCACAACGGGGUCUGGGGCAACGCCCCAGCCGCCGGAGGCAGACCCACCCUCUACAAAACCCCAGUCCAAACCGCGGUCAGAGUCCCGCUCCAGCAGGAGCAGGUCGAGACCGACUAAAGGAGUGUCGUCAGAUGCCAGUUGGGUGAAAGAAUCGGGAAGUGGUGAGGCCAAGGAUGCUAGUAAAAGUGUACAUGAACCGCAUUCACAGGCGGUUAUUAAUCAGUUGGUGAGAGAGAAGCUUGAGCUGGAUUUGCUGGUGAAUGAGAAGGUAUUACAGCUGUCCGAGUUGCAGUUGCAGAAUUCCAAGCUGUGGAAACUGGUUAAACGACAGCAUCUGACUAUUUUGGACCUUCAGAAGGACCUGGACGAGGCUGUGGACCAGAAUGAACGACUGCGGUCGCAGACUCAGUCUCCUGUAAAGAACCGGUCAACAGCAGCUUCUGCUUCUACUUCUACUAUCCACAGUGAAGAGGGUAGUGAGGACAGCAGUGCUGGAGUGGGGGCUAGGUCGAGUAAUAACGAUAUUGACAGUGUUGGUAGCAACUCAAAGGCCAUUAUUAACAAUAUGAAGACAUUGCGAGCCAGUUUGUUGCCAGCUGAGUCCUCGAGUGUUAUUAAGACAGUGGCCGAGCCAACCACGACGGUAGUGGGUACAAAUGCGACGCCAAGGACGUCAGUGGAUUCUACCAGUCAGAGUAGAGCUAGAACUGAGACGGAAAGUACUGCGACACCUAGGACAUCAGCACGUGAAGCAGCGUCCAGUGUUGACGUUUCAUCACCGACUGUAUCUGAAUCUGCUAGCAACAGCUCGGUGAGUCUUAAUUUAGACUCUACAGCCAGUGUUAUCUACUCUCCCAUGCAAAAGGCACAUAAAGUCAGUGUUGAGAGGACGAGAGGAAGAGACAACGAGAGAGCUCUUGAUGGCGCUUUAUCGCCAUUUAACGACAUUUCCACUCCACGAGACUACCAUCUACAACAGCCACUGUCACAGACCCAGUCAGAUCACCAACAUCACCAUCAGCAUCAUCAUCAACAGCAACAACAACAGCAGCACCAGCAGCUCCAGAGAGAACUGUUUGGAUCACCAACACGAGAAGAGCAUCAGCAACAACCUAAUCAUUUGCAUGUACCGGCAUUAGGAACUCCUCUGAGAGAUACUUUGGGAACACCAUUGCGAGAUAGGCUCACAUCUCCGUCUCGUAACGCGACAUAUGAACCACUGUUGAAUAGUGGUAUUAAUUUACCACAGGUGCUACAGCCAGGUCCUCCACUUGAAUCGCUAGGACCACCACUUUUCCAGUCCACGACGUCGACUUCGUCUGCAUCUGAGACAUUUGCGCCAAGCGUGUCAAUUACAGAUGAUGUUUCAGGUCGUGCUUCAGCUUUAGGUUUGGGUGCAUCUUCUGGCAAUGUGUCGGAUGAACCCGCUGAUAAUCCCGCCAACGACUCUACUUCGACGUCUGAUCGUGAGUAUCUUGUGCUGCCUGCCAGGUCAAAAUCACGACCGCCUAUUGGCGAACGUUUGGCUCGUGCGAAUACUCCACCAGUUGCUGGUGACUCGUUAUCAGUGGAAACUACAAAUCAUCACCUUGCUGAACCGACUACUCCUACACCAGCAUCAUCGUCCGGUACCUCAGGGUCUGCAAAUUCUUCUGCCAAAAGACGACCUCCACCUCUACUAUUCAAUAAUAACGACAAAUAUGGUCUAAAUGACACCACUGCUGUACGUGCAUUAUCGCCAGAAGCACCUUUAACUUCACAACUGCCACGGUCCGCACCUGCCACAUCUAAUUCCACUUCAUCUACGGCAGGUGCAUAUUCUUCUACAGCUCCUUCUACAACUCCUGGCACUGCAUCUUCAACGUCAUCUGCUUCUUCAGCAGGAAAAUCUCCUUUUGGUGCUUUAGACAUCAGUCUCAUUACAAUUGAGGUCAAAAACACUUUGUUUGGCAAACCAGAGUCUAAAAAUGCAUCUAAGGACGACCCAGUGGCUAUUCUCAAUUGUAUUGACCGGGAAACUGGAGCUGUUUUGUUCAAGAUUGUCAAGGACUACACACAAUUAUCAAACCUUGAUCAGUCCCUUCGUAAAUUUAGCAGUCAAUACUCGAUUCCACCACUACCAGAGAGAAACCUGUUUUUGUCUCAGGCGCCCAUUAAAGUUGAUUUGCGCAGAAACCAACUCAACUCGUAUUUUGGAGCAAUAAUGUCUGUUCCAGAAUUGCCACAGGAAGCUGUUAUCUUGCUAAUAAAGUUCCUGACACAAAAUGUUCUUCCAAAGACUGCGAUCGCAUCUGCAAACCCAUAUGGCUCGUUGACAGCUGGAAAAUGCGGAUUCCUAACCAAACGGGGGCGACUUACUUCGUGGAAAUCAAGAUGGUUUGUUUUGAAUGGAUCGUCUUUAGACUAUUAUGAACGACCUGAGAGCGAUGCGCCAAUUGGUACUAUUUCUGUAUACAAGGCCAAGAUUGGAAGACCCCGUAAAGAUGCUGACGAAUCGGAUGAAGGCGAGAACGAGUAUAGACAUGCAUUCUUGUUGAUGGAAUGGAAAAAGAACGGAUAUGUUCGCCAUGUCUUUUGUGCAGAAACUGACGAGGACCGUGAUUUAUGGAUCAAUGCCCUGCUGGAGUUGGUUGAAGUUGUUCCUGGAACUUCAACCAGCAACAAUAAUAACAACUCAAACGGUUCUGCUGGUGAGAGUCUAGCUAGUAGUGUCAGUACCAGUACACUUGGAACAGCCGUCAAUGCCGCAUCCAAUCCUAAUGCAUAUAAGCCCAUGUCACCACGGUCAGUCAAGUCUGAUGAGGGCGAUUAUUCUAAUAUGUCGAGUGUGACUGUAUUGUCACCUCCACCAUCAUCAAGUAUUGGCAUGAAUUACGAUGGCCAUCAUGGUAGCAACAGCUCUGUAUCCAGCAAUGGAGGAACUACAAACACAGCUGCUGGAGGCAGUUUUCCCAAAACACCUAUUUCUGGGCCGUUGUCAUUUCAGAAGAUUCUUGAUCCUGGUUCAUGGAACAGUCCUAACCGAAACAACAACAAUAACAGUGACAUUAAUCAUGGUCACUAUGUUGGCGGUAGUGGUGCUGGCUCUGGAUCUCAUCACGUCAGUCAUGGUAGCCAUGGUAGCAACAACGUCCACAGUUUCGGUAGCGAGUCGGAUGAAACAAAACGGAAAGAACGUAAAAAGUAUCUGUCCAUUUUCAAAAAAGGAGGACAUUCACCCAUGUCGUCUAAUACAAGUGCACACAGCGUAAAUGCAGCAUUUCCAAACGGAUUUCCAUCGAUGAACUCGAUUAAUCAACUUCAAUCGCCGCCACCACCACCUCCACCUCCUCCACCCCCUCCACCCCCACCUUUGAAUCUUUCAGGAACGAGGUCGCCAGGAAGUGCUACAUUCGGCGAUGACAAUUAUUAUAAUGAUUCGAUCGAUACCAGCAUGGACCACCACGGAGCACAUCGCCAGUACCGCGGUACUGUUUUUGCGACACCACUUCCACAGGCCAUCGCCAUUUCAUCAAAGAACGUCAAUGGCUGUAUAGUUCCAUCCAUCCUGUACCGGUGUAUCGAGCUCUUAGAACGCAAAGGAGCCAUCUAUGAAGAAGGACUAUUUCGACUGAGUGGAUCCGACUCUGCUAUCCGGGGUCUGAAGGAGCGAUUCAAUUCCGAGUACGAUGUCGACCUUAUCGCAGCCGGAGCAGACAUCCACGCAGUAUCUGGCCUCCUGAAACGGUAUCUGAGGGAGAUUUCUGAACCAGUGAUUCCGCCAUUAACAGAGCUGCAAUUCCGAACCGAAAUGGAGUCAGACGAUGCGUAUGUGCGGUCCACAGCUGCCAAAAACCUUGUCUCGGUGCUGCCGCGAGAAAACUACGACCUGCUUUGCGUGCUGUACUCGUUCCUGCGAAAGAUCGUAGACAACAUGAACCUCAACAAAAUGAACCUCAACAACCUCUCCAUCGUGUUCUCGCCAACCCUCCACAUCACGACCAACGUGUUCAGCACGCUCUUCGAAAACUACAGCGCCAUUUUCAAGGGCUUCCAGUCGGACAUCACCGACCCUGCUGCCAACGUCCUAUAA
This is a messenger RNA of Sugiyamaella lignohabitans, 4707 nucleotides long. RefSeq names its product Bem3p (gene BEM3). Bases 1 to 4707 code for a protein of 1568 amino acids. Gene Ontology annotation, cellular component: cytoplasm. Gene Ontology annotation, biological process: regulation of GTPase activity; signal transduction. Gene Ontology annotation, molecular function: phosphatidylinositol binding. The record is from RefSeq and is a predicted model, not a curated record. The transcript has a single exon. Lineage: Eukaryota; Fungi; Ascomycota; Dipodascomycetes; Dipodascales; Trichomonascaceae.